Messenger RNA from Xyrauchen texanus (razorback sucker), 4915 nucleotides. RefSeq names its product formin-like protein 2. Bases 300 to 3698 code for a protein of 1132 amino acids. Gene Ontology annotation, cellular component: cytosol. The record is from RefSeq and is a predicted model, not a curated record. Lineage: Eukaryota; Metazoa; Chordata; Actinopteri; Cypriniformes; Catostomidae. Gene Ontology annotation, biological process: regulation of cell shape; cortical actin cytoskeleton organization; cell migration. The transcript is spliced from 28 exons. Gene Ontology annotation, molecular function: actin filament binding; small GTPase binding.
CUUCAUUGUGUCGGGGAUUGAAUGGGGGAGUGUUUGCGUUUAGUAGAAGUCCUGUGAUCAUCCACACAGCCUGCCCGAGCCAUGCGCGUUAUCAUGCCGCACACCUCCAGCGGUGCGUUUAUUGUGCACGAUCCAGAUAAAUGCGCUGUGCUUCUGAACGCUGCUCAACAGCUCCGGCUCGAGGAAUGAACGGAGGGCCGACAGAUAUGGAGUUACAAUGUAAGGAUGCUAUUGUCGAAGUCUCGCAUCUGAUACAGAGCUUGCGGGUUUGCAUCGAUGGAGAAGGCGUGUAGUCGCCAAUGAAAAUAGUUUCGCUUGCUUUUUGGCUCUUGGUUACAUUUUGGAGUUCAUUAAAUUUUUCGAAAGGAUAUACCGUCGCUGGGCAUCCCCAUCGGGUGCAGACAAGAAACAUGGGCAACGCAGAGAGUAUAGAUGCUCAGCUCACAGAUUUCAGGGCGAGGGGCAACAAACCCCCCAAACUGCCCAUGCCGGAUCCUGCCGAACUGGAGGAGAGAUUUGCAGUUGCAUUGAACUCUAUGAACCUUCCUCCAGAUAAAGUGAGGCUCCUUCGACAAUAUGACAACGAAAAGAAAUGGGAGCUGAUCUGCGAUCAGGAACGGUUCCAAGUAAAGAAUCCUCCUCAUACAUAUAUCCAGAAGCUCAGAAGCUUUCUGGACCCUGCCGUCACCAGGAAGAAAUUUAGAAGGCGUGUUCAGGAGUCAACGCAGGUGCUCAGAGAACUUGAGAUAUCUCUUCGGACCAAUCACAUCGGGUGGGUGAGAGAGUUUCUCAAUGAGGAGAAUAAGGGUCUUGAUGUACUAGUGGAGUACUUGUCCUUUGCCCAGUAUGCUGUCACGUUUGAUGGAGAUGUAAUGGAGAGCACCACAGGUGAGGUGUCUGUGGAGACCCCCUGGAGCAGGUCUAUAGAAGAUCUCCAUGGCGAUAGUAAUCUACCCUCACCAGUCAGCGGCUGCAGCAUACCACGAUCCACACGGCACUCCUUAAGGUCGAAUACUUUGCCUAGUCGCAGAACUCUGAAGAAUUCCCGUCUGGUGUGUAAAAAGGAUGAUGUUCAUGUCUGCGUAAUGUGUCUCAGAGCCAUUAUGAACUACCAGUAUGGCUUCAACAUGGUCAUGUCCCAUCCCCAUGCUGUCAAUGAAAUUGCUCUGAGCCUUAACAACAAAAACCCCAGGACCAAAGCACUCGUCCUGGAGCUGCUGGCCGCUGUGUGUCUGGUCAGAGGAGGACACGAGAUUAUCCUUGCUGCUUUUGACCAUUUUAAAGAGGUGUGCUCGGAAUCCCAAAGGUUUGAGAAAUUGAUGGAGCACUUUAAAAACGAAGACAACAAUAUUGAUUUCAUGGUGGCGUGCAUGCAGUUCAUCAAUAUUGUGGUGCACUCAGUAGAGGACAUGAACUUCCGAGUUCAUCUUCAGUAUGACUUCACCAAGCUCGCUUUGGAUGACUAUCUAGAGAGACUGAAGCACACUGAGAGUGAUAAACUCAAAGUGCAGAUCCAGGCUUACUUGGAUAAUCUGUUUGAUGUGGGAACGCUUCUAGAGGACGCAGAGACCAAAAACGCUGCCCUGGAACGUGUCGAAGAACUGGAGGAGAGUCUCUCUCACAUGACGGAUAAGCUUUUGGAAACGGAGAAUGAGGCCAUGUCUAAAAUCGUGGAACUUGAGAAGCAGUUGAUGCAGAAGAACAAAGAGCUGGACACCGUACGGACUGUGUACCGUGACACCAGCUCGCAGGUUCAUACGCUCCGACGGAUGGUUCGUGAGAAAGAUGAGACCAUUCAGAGGCAGUCCACGCUUGAGAAGAAGAUUCAUGAGCUAGAGCGCCGAGGCAGUCUUCAGAUCCAGGUGAGGGGUGAGGGAGACGGGGAAGGAGACGUGUCCCCGCUUCCGUCACCUCCUCAGCCCAUGGCUCUUUCUCCCUGCCCUGAUGCCAUGGCCGGAGCCUGUGCCAGUGCAUCAUACAGCUCUAGCAGCAUUUCCCACACUGGCACCCUUCGGGCAAUGGCCACUCCUCCUCCCCCUCCACCACCACCACCACCGAUGCCAGGUUCCUCUUUUCCUAACGGAUCUUCAGCAGCCCUCGCACCUCCGCCUCCUCCUCCACCUCCCCCUCCACCUCCACCCCCUCCUGGACAUUCAUUCGAGAUCUCUGCUCCCUUACCCCCACCUCCUUGUGCUCCUCCCCUCCCAGGCAGCGGCACGCCCACUGUUAUAUUCAACUCUGGUUUGACAGAUGGACCAAUCAAGCUCUUCUCCGUGAAAAUUAAAAAGCCAAUCAAAACCAAGUUCCGCAUGCCAGUGUUCAAUUGGGUGGCGCUGAAGCCCAAUCAGAUCAACGGCACUGUCUUCAAUGAAAUUGAUGAUGAGAGGAUCCUGGAGGAUCUGAACGUGGAUGAGUUUGAAGAAAUGUUUAAGACCAAAGCCCAGGGCCCCGCUGUCGACUUAACGAUGCAAAAGCAGAAGGCUCCUCAGAAGGGCCCUAAUAAAAUGUCACUGCUGGAAGCCAACAGGGCAAAAAACCUCGCCAUCACACUCCGCAAGGCAGGGAAAAGUCCGGAAGAGAUAUGCAAAGCAAUCCAGACGUUUGACCUGCGUACGAUGCCAGUAGAUUUUGUGGAGUGUUUGAUGCGUUUCAUACCAACUGAGGGUGAAGUAAAGAUGCUCCGCCAGUAUGAGCGGGAACGGCGGCCGAUGGACGGGCUCACCGAUGAAGACCGCUUCAUGAUGCUCUUCAGCAAGAUUGAGAGGCUGCCACAGCGGAUGACCAUCACGGCCUUCAUGGGCAACUUCAGUGACAGCCUGCAGAUGCUCACACCGCAACUUCAUGCCAUCAUAGCAGCAUCUGUAUCCAUAAAAUCAUCUCAGAAGUUGAAGAAAAUCUUAGAGAUCAUUUUGGCCCUGGGGAACUAUAUGAACAGCAGUAAGAGAGGAGCAGUUUAUGGAUUCAAGCUUCAGAGCUUGGAUCUGCUGUUGGAGACCAAGUCCACAGACAGAAAGCAGACACUGUUGCACUACAUAGCCAAUGUUGUGAAGGAGAAAUAUCCUGUUGUUAGUGUUUUCUACAAUGAGCUGCACUAUAUUGAGAAAGCUGCUGCAGUCUCUCUGGAGAAUGUUCUUCUGGAUGUGAAGGAGCUACAGAGAGGAAUGGAUCUGACCAGAAGAGAGUACAGCAUGCAUGGCCACAAUACUCUACUCAAAGACUUCAUCCACCAUAAUGAGGCCAGGCUGAAGAAACUCCUGGAUGAUGCUAGGAUUGCACAGGAUGCCUUUGACGAGGCUGUAAAGUUCUUCGGGGAGAGCGCCAAGACCAUGCCACCCUCCAUGUUCUUCCCUGUGUUUGUUCGCUUCAUCAAGUCCUAUAGGCAAGCGGAUGAAGAGAAUGAGCAGAAGAAGAGGCAGGAGCAGCUGUUGAUGGAGAAACUUCUGGAGCAGGAGGCCAUGAUGGAAGAGCAUGACAAUCAGCAGUCACCAUCUCACAAGGGUAAGCGGCAGCAGCAGGAGAUGAUAUCUGAAUUAAGGAAGAGGCAAGGCAAAGACAGCCGCCACGUCUACGAAGGCAAAGAUGGAGCCAUUGAGGACAUCAUUACGGUGCUGAAGACCGUCCCCUUUACAGCGCGAUCAGCCAAACGUGGCUCGCGGUUCUUCUGUGACCCCACCCUCUCCGAAGACUUCCAUUACUAAACUAAAUUCUCUCCCCUCAGAAAGACCUGCGCAGUCAACCCUUCCGACGGGCCGACGCCCUGAGGAGGAGUGGGAGGAGGAUCUUGGAAUCACAACACCUUCAGCUGCUCAACAUGGAGAUCACCACCUGCUAAUCAAGCACGUCUCGCAUUGAGGACAGGGGGUGGGCCGAUUCCAUCAAUGAAACAAGAACACAAAUAGCACAAAACAUCGUCAUUAAAUUAUCUAGGGGACAUUUCUGCUUUAUUAACUGGCACUGCCUGGGAUCAGUUCACUCUGGUUAUGAUGGACUAAACUGCUCAAAAGAUCUCAAAUUCUAGACCUGUUGUUGGUUGUAGACUCUACAAAUGGACGUUGUGUGGGAAGAUGUGGCGUGAUGUAUCUUGGUGCUGUCUUUUGUGUUGCACACUGUUCAGCUAUGAGAGAUCAUGUAUUAAAUGCAAGGACGGAACAGAUACAGGAAGAACAGAAAUGGCGAACAUAGCCUUGGUUUGGCCCAAUUAUGACAUUUUGAUCACUACCAAACUCCAAGCUGAGCAGCUUUUUCUGAGGGACUUUGGACCAUUUACAAAAUGCACUUUUUUAUUUGUAUUUUAUUUUUUAACCUUUGAACUUCGAUCAUCUUAAAACAAAAAAACACGGAUGAAGAGCACAAAGGAGAUUUGGACAUUGACUCUCUGUGGACUGAAACGUCCCAUGAAGUGUUGAGAAACGAUGUUUAUGACUAAACAUUCACAGCCAGUAUGACUUUGCACGUACAUCUCAUUUUAAACAAAUUUCCUCUCCCACUGGUUUUAUCUCAUGUGACAUUUGUGAGCUGUGGAAAAGAGUUUGCUGUUUUUAAAAAAAACUAAAGAUAUUUCAUUGGAUGAAAGAACAAAUCUUUUUUUUAAUGUACAGAUAUUUUGCUAUGAAAUUGAGCCGCUUAUUUUUUACAUUGUCCUUCCAUUGUGGUGCUGUACAUAUUGUCUAAACAAACCAACAUCUCCUGCAAUAUCACUGAAAUCUUCUGAACUUUUAUCUUGUUUUAGUGUAACCGUAUUAUUUAAUUUGUGACCUGGAUUGCUCUCUCAUCACUAUAGUUGCAUUGGUAAAUGUCUGUGGUUGCACGUAACACUUGAAACUUGAAGAGACACUAGUGGCACAUGUAACUUUUUUUCUACUUUGGUCUCUUAAAACAAACUGGAAUCAGUGGAUGUGUGCAAAUAAAGCAAUGA